This is a messenger RNA of Podospora pseudopauciseta, 1351 nucleotides long. RefSeq lists its product as uncharacterized. The record is from RefSeq and is a predicted model, not a curated record. NCBI's taxonomy places the organism in Eukaryota, Fungi, Ascomycota, Sordariomycetes, Sordariales, Podosporaceae. The transcript has 4 exons. The coding region runs from base 371 to 1351 and encodes 326 amino acids.
CUCGCUCAACCGGCAUUGGGUAGCACGUUCGAAACCAGGGAGCGUCCACGUCCAAUCAUUUCAAUCCGCGGGGCCAGACGCCAAUGGCGGUUGCGGCCAACGCUGUCUCGCCCAAGUAGUCGCGACGCAAUUGGAUAUCUGCUCGGAAGCCCAACCAAACGGCAGACCAUCAAACACGUCUAUCGCCUUUACAAGUGAUGAACGCGCGUCUCGAGAAACUCCCAAUUGUGUCAAGAUAACGCGUGAGACGUGGAAACUGUGGAGGCACGAUAUAUACCCUCCGUGAGUCCGGCUGCUAAAGGCAGACAGACGCGCCGACCCGUCCGACCCGACGACUAGCUAGCUCCCGUCGCUCCCGCCCGCAUCCCACAUGGUUCCACCAGACUACUUGCUCUGGCCGCUCGAAACCGAGGUGCUCGGGAAGAAGGAGAAAGAGAAGCCCGCUACGGAUAUAUUACCGGCUACCUACCACUACCACGAGGCCGCCGGAAGGCGCGCGGUCGCUAACCCGGCGAAGGACAUACCGGCCUUCUUACGGAGGGAGCUUUCUCUCGGAGACCUAGCUGAUAUGAUGCAACACCUAUGGUUUGCCGGCGCAAAGCGUCCCCCCAUGCCGCUGCACUCUCAUGGGAAGCUCUUGAUUAAGCCCGUCCCACGCUUUCUCCUCGAUCCAGCUUUUUGCAGCACCAACCUACAAUGCCCGGAUGCCUGCGCCUGCCACGACCCUCCGGCGAAUACGUGCCGGGGAAUCCCACGGAGAGUCGCCCUCGGCUUUCUCUACACGUACGCCUGUCUCGUAUCGUCGGGGAGCGACUUCUAUAUCGCCAACGAAAAGCACCUCUUGCCUUACAGGGAAGACGACAAGCCACUAGAAUGGGCAGAUUGGAAGAUCCUGGCCAGAGAGCUCCUCCAAAUGUAUGAGCGCGAACUAGAUGUUGUCCACCCUCGCUUCCUGCGUGCCGAGCUCCGUCUCUCCCGUAUCAAUAUCAUCCACCGCUUAACCAGCCUCCCACUGUUCAACCCCUACCUCCGCGGUCGGCACAACUACGGUAGCUUCUUCCGCGAUAACCUCACCUGGAUAACUACUGCCACCGUCUUCAUCGCCCUGGUGCUGACCGCGAUGCAGGUCGGCCUCGCCACGGAACGGCUUAAGGAAAAUGCCGCCUUCCAGCAGGUUUCGUACGGCUUUACCGUCUUCGCUAUCUUAGGUCCUUUGUGCGCGUUCGGCUUGGUGGUCCUAGACGCGCUAUUCCAUCUCGUCAAGGACCUGCCGUUGCUUCUCAGAGGACGGCGCAGCCGCACAGCGCCCAACCGCACUAUAUCUGGUGCUGAGCCGCAGGCUUCCGCCUAG